AUGAACGAUCGAAGCAGCCAUGAUCCACCAGGAUUGCUGCAGUCGAAUAGUACGCCGACUGAUGAAGUGAGGCAAAUUUCGAGAAGUGUGGCAGAUGCCCUUCACAAAAUGCCGUCAGCGAUGGAAGACGAGCGCUUACCGAGUAACUUCCCUCCUCAGCAUGCAUCCACACCAUCGAGAAGAUUUACUUCGAAAACCACCGAUGAUCGGGAUAAGGUUUCUCCCAGCAUCAGUGCACCGACCGAUCCUGUGGCAAAUGAUGUCCUCUUCGGAAAAGGCCGAAAGAAACAUCCAGGCAACAAAAUGCUACGAGAAGUCAUGGAUAACCUGGAACAACAAUACGAAGAAGCCAGCAAGCAACGGAAAAUGGAGCUGACCUGCGUCAUUGUGCAAUCUAUGAAAUGGUCAGGGUCGAGAUUUCUAGUUCAAGAGGACGAUGGCCAAUGGUAUCAAGUGCCCUACAUUCAUGCCCAUCGCAAGGUUGCCAAAGACUUUCGGAAUCGACGACGUGGUUCUAAAGCGCAGCAGAACCAAAACAACAGCGAUACGAGCUUGGAAGUUACUUCGCUACGACUAUGA
This is a messenger RNA of Cylindrotheca closterium, 579 nucleotides long. NCBI's taxonomy places the organism in Eukaryota, Bacillariophyta, Bacillariophyceae, Bacillariales, Bacillariaceae. The record is from the annotation of a GenBank genome assembly.